AUGGAUGUAUCUCCGGAGAGAUAUGCUCCCCAUCUCUCGGAAUUCUACUCGAUGAUGAAUGGCAGCGAUAAGACGUCAGGACAUAUCCACAAGGCUUCUCCACAAGUUGAUCACCCCAAGGAUUUUAGUGCACACCCGAUGGAUGACGUGGUCUCGACGUCAACGUCCACACAGAACAAUCUAAGAAGACCGUCGUCAAUACGCUCAGGAGUCAGCGGAUUCAGUAUCACCGAACUCCAUGCAUUGGUAACGAAAGAGGAUAUCAAGAAGACCCAGGGCAGUAUGAAGAGCCUUGUGGGUAAAAUCACAAAGUACUCAGAGAAAUUAAACGAGUUGGCCCAGUUCUCAACCGAGAUAGCGUUUGAACUCGAAGACAUGGCACGGUUGAAAGGAUGCAGCGAUCUUACGGCAGAUAAGUUCAUCAAUGCAAGCGGACUCUUCCACCUCGUCUCAAACCAUGAUAGAAUCAUUUCAAACUGCUGCGAGGAAGUCGUCGUGAAGGGGCUAAAUCAGAAGGUAGAAAAGCUAGACUCUGAUUUCAAGGCCGAAGAAAUUACCUUCAAGAAACAGUUCAAGGACCAGAGCAUCAAGUUGAAGUUGCAGGAAAGGUAUAGUUCGGCAAUGGCAAAACGGAAAAUACGGAACUUGGUGUCGUAUCGCGAAAAUCUAACAAUUUUGCAGCAUCAGUUGGACCAGCUAGAAAUGUUAAAGCACGACUACUAUCAGAAAUCGUAUGGAAUGGUGGAGGCAACUUGUCAAGGCGUACUUAAAGACAUAGCGACUUUAGCAAGGGCACAGAUCGAAAUUAGCGAAAAUAUCGCAAGAAAGGGUUGGUCAGGUGGAGGAUUGGAUAACUUAAUUAUCGAUGCAGAUGACCCCUUCAGCACUGGUAACGAAGAUGAAGCAGACAUAGAUUUAACACAACUUGCACAAAUACCAGAAAAUGCAUCCUUGGAUAACUCAAAAUCCAAUAUGUUGACUCCAAAGAAACAAAUAACCCCACCUUUUAACGACAAUUUGCUAAAUCAAUCUGAUGAGUUGCUAAGCUCUCCGGCUCAAAUCAGUAACAAUGAAGGAAAUGCCAAUAGCAAUAUCAUUGACGAAAAGGGAAAUACAAACAGCAAUACGAAAAGCCAUCCUCAUGACUCAAGCCAUAGCAAUGAAACCGAAAAUGAAAAUGCUAUUACGCAGUACCCGGAAACCCAGUCGGUUAAUUCAGUUAGGAUAGAUAAGGACAAAGGGGACUUUGAAGAGGAUAACUUUGACAAUUCGUUUUCCUUACCUCUAACAAAUACUUCCAACAACAAAGGCAUUUCGUCAUCAAGUAUAAACGACUCUCCGCUGUCUGCUGAUAACAUAUUAGAAGCUACCGGUGAACUAAAUAUCAAUGACCAAUCGAGUACAUUUUCCAACUGA
Molecule: messenger RNA, 1416 nt
Organism: Kluyveromyces marxianus DMKU3-1042
Lineage: Eukaryota; Fungi; Ascomycota; Saccharomycetes; Saccharomycetales; Saccharomycetaceae
Gene: IVY1
Product: Ivy1p
Exons: 1
Coding region: 1-1416 (471 amino acids)
Biological process (GO): vacuole fusion, non-autophagic
Cellular component (GO): fungal-type vacuole membrane
Molecular function (GO): phospholipid binding
Source: RefSeq, a predicted model, not a curated record